This is a messenger RNA of Prinia subflava (tawny-flanked prinia), 1895 nucleotides long. It is a transcript of the gene NPSR1, whose product is annotated as neuropeptide S receptor 1. Gene Ontology annotation, molecular function: neuropeptide receptor activity; vasopressin receptor activity. Gene Ontology annotation, biological process: positive regulation of release of sequestered calcium ion into cytosol; neuropeptide signaling pathway. Bases 538 to 1659 code for a protein of 373 amino acids. The transcript has 9 exons. Gene Ontology annotation, cellular component: plasma membrane; cytoplasm. NCBI's taxonomy places the organism in Eukaryota, Metazoa, Chordata, Aves, Passeriformes, Cisticolidae. The record is from RefSeq and is a predicted model, not a curated record.
UGUGAUACCUUAAGCCUACAAACUUAAUAGGGUUUUGUUAAUAUGGGAGAGCGUGUUGGUUCUUGUUUAUGGAUAUACCAUGAGACCAAAGGUAAUCAAAAUCAUAGUGAGCUUGGCUAAAGUAAGUAAGCGACGCUGCUGAGUGGAAUACCCAGGCACCUGGGCUUAGUGCAGGGAGGAGCUCCAUGCUUCUCCAGGUGUGCCUGUCUCCAGAGCUAACAGCUUGGGGUGCAAGGCAAUCCAGAGUCGACAGAGCACAUGGCUGGGUCCAUGUGUGCUGACUUUGAUACUAGCUGUUGCUGUUGGAUAGAGCAUGUGGAUAGAGCUGUCGUCAGAGUUGUAACAAAGGAAAGCUCAAAGGAAUGCCAGCUUGGCUUUUUUUUUUUUUUUUUUUCCCUUAUCACUCAGCUGCACUGAAGCCCGACACCUCUGGUAGCCAGUGAGAAGCUGGUUUUGUGCUGCGCUUUUACGGGAGAAGCCUGGCUGCAUUAACUCUUAGUGAAACAAGAGCCUGGACAACUUAAUCAAUAUCCAGUGAUGGAGGUCAACUCCACAGAAGCCAGCAGCAGCUCCCAGGGAGGCACCGGCUGUCUGGAUCUGACCCUUGUCACCCACACUGAAACGGUGACUUUCACAGAAGUGGUGUCAGAAGAGGAGUGGGGAUCCUUUUACUAUUCUUUUAAGACAGAGCAGCUGGUGACCCUUUGGAUUCUCUUUAUUGUCACAAUUGCUGGAAAUGCCAUCGUGCUCUUCUCUACCUGGAGGAGGAAGCGGAAAUCUCGCAUGACCUACUUUGUUACUCAGCUGGCAAUCACAGAUUCAUUCACAGGACUCAUCAACAUCAUGACUGACAUCAUUUGGCGCUACACUGGAGAUUUUAUGGCCCCUGAUAUCGUUUGCAGGGUUGUUCGCUACUUCCAGGUGGUCCUUCUCUAUGCCUCAACUUACGUCCUCGUGUCACUGAGCAUCGACAGGUACCAUGCCAUCGUUUACCCCAUGAAGUUCUUGCAGGGAGAAAGGCAGGCGAAAGUGCUUAUUGGAGUGGCCUGGAGCCUCUCUUUCCUGUUUUCCAUACCAACUCUGAUUAUUUUUGGGAAACGGCAGCUCUCCAAUGGGGAAGUGCAGUGCUGGGCUCUCUGGCCUGAUGACUCCUACUGGAUCCCCUACAUGACAGUUGUGGCUUUCCUGGUGUAUUUCAUUCCUCUGAUCAUUAUCAGUGUCAUAUACUCAAUUGUGAUUCGAACCAUCUGGAUGAAGAGCAAAGCUCAGGCUGUCAUCAUAUCCAGCUGUCCUGGUGGCAAAACCUCCAGUGGCUACAGCAGUCGUGGGUUCAUAUCCAGGGCGAAGGUGAAAGCCAUCAAGUACAGCAUUGUGAUUAUCCUUGCAUUUAUUCUCUGUUGGAGCCCUUACUUUCUUUUUGAUAUCCUGGACAACUUCAACAUCCUCCCUGAGACCAAAGAGCGCUUCUACGCGUCUGUGAUUAUUCAGAACCUGCCAGCCUUGAACAGUGCCGUCAACCCCCUCAUCUACUGCUGCUUCAGCAACAGCCUCUGCCCCCCUUCUGAGGAAAGAAGAACUCAGAGGCUGGGGGGCACUUUCCGGGACAGGAGCGACGGAGGGCAGGAGAUGCAGGUCCUGUCGAAACCAGAAUACAUCUAGCACAGACAGUGUCCUGCAAAGCCACACUGGCACCUGUACAGAGGAAAACAGAGGCCUCCCACCAGCCCUGUGCACCGUGAAGCGGAUGGACACUGACUGGCAAGAGCCCACGCCUUGUGCCCCUCACAGCACAUAUAUUCUGGGUGGGCACUGCAGCUUCAUCAGCUGCAGGCUGCCAGUGCCAAGAUCAGUAUGAAGGGUUUGCAUGCCUCUGUUGUGAGGCUUCUUCUUGACCC